This is a messenger RNA of Solanum stenotomum, 959 nucleotides long. RefSeq names its product probable plastid-lipid-associated protein 11, chloroplastic. The record is from RefSeq and is a predicted model, not a curated record. NCBI's taxonomy places the organism in Eukaryota, Viridiplantae, Streptophyta, Magnoliopsida, Solanales, Solanaceae. The transcript has 4 exons. The coding region runs from base 62 to 682 and encodes 206 amino acids.
UUACCAAAGAUAAAAAAAACACAGGUUCACAAAGGCCACUUGUUUCUUCCAAAGAGCAAAAAUGGCAACCUGCUUCUUCUCUUUUCCAAAUUCCUUCCCUUCUAAACCCAAAUCCCACAAAAGACCCAUCCAUUAUUCUUCCCUCACAUCUCAAUCCCAAAAAACCCAUCUUCUCAACCUGAUUUCAGACCAAGAACGUGGUCUCAGGACUCAAUCUGACCCCCAAAAGCUUUCACAAAUAAUCCAGGCUAUUGAUGAUUUGGGUUCCAUUGGACGUGACACUGUAACUACUGGACGUUCCCUUUCGGCCACUUGGCGUUUGCUUUGGACUACCGAGAAAGAGCAGCUUUAUAUUAUUAAGAAUGCCCCCUUUUUUGGUACUAAAGCUGGUGAUGUUCUUCAGGUUAUUGAUGUUGUGAAUAAAACUCUUAACAAUGUGAUUACUUUCCCACCUGAUGGGGUUUUCUUUGUUCGGUCUACUAUUGAAGUUGCAUCUUCUCAGCGUGUGAAUUUCAGAUUCACAAGUGCAGUUCUGCGUGGAAAAAAUUGGGAAUUUCCUCUACCUCCAUUUGGACAAGGGUGGUUUGAGACUGUGUACCUUGAUGAUGAUAUUCGAGUAGUCAAAGAUAUCAGGCAAGACUACCUGAUUGUUGAACGUGCUCCUUAUACUUGGAAAGAAUGAUUGUCGGAUUUGUCUUCUGCUAUCUCUGUACAUAAAUUUUACUUUGUAGAUGUGCUGGAAGAUUCUUCCAAUUGUUGUUGAAUUUUGCUGAAGAGAGCGUCUAAAUCUACGUCUUCAUUGCUAUCAACGUUUUAGCCUUCUCCCGCUAGACAUGUGGCAUCAUCCUCAUCGUUGGUAUGACUUGCUGAAGCCAUGGAGAUAUCAUCCUUAAUAUCAAUAUCCAGAUUUUUCAUUAAAUCCUUUUUAACUUCUUCCAUGUAUAAGGCUAUAGCCUCUG